CCGUGGCACAGUGACACAGCUGCGAAGGGAGUUAUAGGAAAAAGGCAGACUGAAAAUUGGACAUUGCAUGCAUAUGUUUAUACUACAGUUUAAGAUACGCUCAAAAUAUUUAGAAAAAUGCCAGGAAUGAUGGAUAAAGGGUCGGAAUACUUGGGCAAAGGUCGCUCGAAUGGAACGAAAAGUCCGUCGAAUGCAUCGAAUGGGCAUUUUUCUGAUGAGAGUGGCAGUGACGACGAGCACGAUGUCGGAAUGCGCGUGGGAACCGAUUAUCAAGCCAAUAUUCCAGAAUAUGAUCCAGGUUCUACAAAGUACACUGAUAAAGAUAACGGAGGAAUGCUGGUAUGGUCUCCAUAUCAUGCAAUUGUGGACUCCAAAUUGGACGAAUAUAUUGCCAUUGCAAAAGAGAAGCAUGGAUAUAAUGUUGAGCAGGCACUUGGGAUGCUGUUCUGGCAUAAGCACAACAUUGAAAAGUCUCUUGCAGACUUGCCCAAUUUCACCCCCUUCCCCGAUGAGUGGACAGUUGAAGAUAAAGUUCUGUUCGAGCAAGCCUUUAGCUUCCACGGAAAAAGCUUUCAUAGGAUUCAACAAAUGUUACCGGACAAAUCCAUAUCCAGUCUUGUGAAGUAUUACUACUCUUGGAAGAAGACCCGGUCCAGGACCAGCUUAAUGGAUCGCCAGGCAAGAAAGCUAGCAAACAGAAACAACCAAGAUGAGAGCGAUGAGGAGAUGGAGGAAGCCAACCCUGUGGAAGCAAAUGAUAGCGAUUAUGACCCAACUAAAGAAACGAAGAAAGAGAGCCACUCGGAGCCCCAGACGCUGAGUUCCAAGAUAGGGAUUGGCCGGCGGGAGCACCAAACUUUGCAGCACCGCCACCACUCGCAACGGUCCAAGUGCCGCCCGCCCAAAGGCAUGUACCUGACCCAGGAGGACGUGGUGGCUGUGUCCUGCAGCUCCAGCGCUGCCAACACAGUCCUCCGGCAGCUAGACAUGGAGCUGGUGUCACUUAAGAGACAGGUUCAAAAUGCAAAGCAGCUAAACAGUGGUCUGAAACACAGGAUGGAGGCAGGUAUUGAUGACCUCAGGUUGCCAGAGUGCAAUCAGAAAGUCAACGCCCGCUGGACAACUGAUGAACAGCUUUUGGCCGUUCAAGGGGUUCGGAAAUACGGCAAAGACUUCCAGGCCAUUGCAGACGUUAUCGGUAAUAAGACCGUGGGCCAGGUAAAGAACUUCUUUGUGAACUACCGUCGUCGCUUUAACCUGGAGGAAGUGCUGCAAGAGUGGGAGGCUGAGCAGGGAACUCGUCCUCCCAAUGGCGAUGCUGCCACAUCUGGCGAGGAGGGGAAGACCAGCUCCAACACUCCUUCUGGGAAGAGUACGGAUGAAGACGAGGAGGAGGGUCAGGUGAUGCCCUCUUCAGGCCCCUCCCCUGUGGCCCCAUCAGCAGUGACAGCUCAGACCCUGGUGACCUCCACAGCCUCACUCAACCAGCCCCCGCCGCUCCUGCGGCCCUCGCUUCCGGCAACCCCAGCCCUCCACAGGCAGCCCCCACCUCUCCAGCAGCAGGCCCGCUUCCUCCAGCCCAGGCCCACCCUCAAUCAGCCUCCCCCGCUCAUCCGGCCCUCCAACCCCUUGCCCCCACGCCUGAACCCACGACCGGCAGCACCGGCACCCCCUACCACAUUAGUGGGAACAAGCCCAGGCUCUGCCCAACAGCCGCCUAAUUUGGUGGGUAUUCAGUCGGAGGCCAACUCCUCGUCAUCGCUUCACUGAGCAUGCUGUAGAUUUUUCAAGUAAAAAGUGUGAAGUCACCCGUCAUAGAUCGUUUUUUCAUUAUUUUUUUGGGGGAGGCCAAUGAUUUAUUAUGCUGGCAGCGGCUAUAAGGAGAAUAUUAAGGUGAAUAUUAAUGAGAUUUAAAAACCUUGUGGGAUAAUUAUGUAAUGUAAAGUAGGUUAGCCAUCCUGUCUCUGCAAUGUUUUAUUUAUUAAAAAAUUAUGUGUUUGCAUGUACAGUAAGAAAUUUAAGAGUUGAAUUGUACUCUAACACUGACUAAACUCAAUGAAAUACAUUAAAUAUGUAAUUGAAGGCACUAAGAAGGUGUAAGUAUCACAAAAAAUUGUUCUCAACUGUCAAUAAUGUCAACACUUCUGCGCUUGUUUCUUUUAUUGUUACACUGAUAUAUAUUUUUUAAACUAAUUCUGUGUCUUAUCCCAUUAUUUAUUUUUCUACUUGGUGCUAUGAACUCCACUGGUUCUUGCCUGUGUUCAGUGUAAUAAACCUGUGUAAGUGCU
Osmerus eperlanus (European smelt) is the source of this 2288-nucleotide messenger RNA. It is a transcript of the gene rcor3, whose product is annotated as REST corepressor 3. Gene Ontology annotation, molecular function: transcription corepressor activity. Lineage: Eukaryota; Metazoa; Chordata; Actinopteri; Osmeriformes; Osmeridae. The coding region runs from base 118 to 1770 and encodes 550 amino acids. The record is from RefSeq and is a predicted model, not a curated record. Gene Ontology annotation, cellular component: transcription regulator complex; histone deacetylase complex. The transcript has 12 exons. Gene Ontology annotation, biological process: regulation of transcription by RNA polymerase II; negative regulation of DNA-templated transcription.